CUCGGAACUAAAAGAGUUUAAUUGCCGACCACCUUGCAAGCAAUUUAUGUAUGGGCUGCAAGCUAAAAACUUGACAUCUGCCUCGUCGCAAAUGCAAACGCGACCAUUGUCAAACUCAACAUCUUCAUUAAUACCAUGAGCCUCUUUGUAUGACUUCUUUGCACUCAUGCAAAUAGAGCGCCGUCCAUUCUUUUACCCUUUCUUUCCUACCUCAAUAUCAGGUUUAUAACAAACCAGCAUUAAUCAGUACAGACAUAUCUUUCGAUCUUUUAAUUUCGGAUUAGGAAGAUCAAUAUGUCUGCGCCCACUGCAGCUCAAGCUGAACUCAUCAGCUCUCUAUCUCAAGAUGAGAUUCCAAUCAAGUUGCGAUGCGCCAUAUGUAGCAAAUUAGCUGUCAAUGCUUUUCGUAUGCCGUGUUGUGAUCAGGCUAUCUGCGAGACUUGUCAUUCUACUCUUCCUUCUUCUUGUCCAGUCUGCGAACACACUCCAGUGGCUUCGGAGGAUUGCAAACCCCACAAAUCAUUACGAACCACCAUCAAGGUCUUUUUGAGAACAGAGGAGAAGAAGCGCGUUGAUGCUGCAGCUAAGCAAAGUAAAGAAACGCCACCAGCUACACCUGCAGAUGCUCUACCAACCCCAACAGAGCCGAACAGUUUAGCCGGACCUGUUGAUAGCACUCCAAACGUACAGGAAGACACCACAUCUGCAAACGAAGCACAAACAGAUGCCGAGUUUGCUCAACCUGCGGAGAACAAUAUAUCACCGACAGAAACUGGCGCAUCGGAGGAAGCACAAUCAGAAGCGCAUGAUGUUCCACAACCCUCAAUUGAGGAGAUUGCGCCUGGACAAGAGUCUGAUGGAGAUGCCAAGCAGGUCGAUGCGCCAGUUGACGGUGAGAAGGGCAAGGAGAAUGACACUGCAGAGAAAGAUGGCCAAGAUGGAACAACCCAAAACGCGGCUUUUGGAAGUGGUUUUGGUUUUGAUCAAUCUUCUUCUGGUGGCUUUCCUGGCAUGGGCUUUUCUGGCGAUUUCAAUCCAAUGCAGAUGAUGAUGGCAAUGCAGAACGGGAUGGCUCCAGGAAGUUUUGGGAAUUUUCCCAUGAUGGGAAUGCCAGGGAUGAAUAUGGAUCCGAUGACGAUGCAAAAUAUGAUGAUGAAUGGUGGCUUUGGUGGGGCAGGCAUGGGCAUGAAUGGCAUGAACAUGGGUAUGGGUAUGGGAAACUUCGAUGAUGGUGUAAAUUCUGGUUUCAAUAAUGGGUGGAAUCCCCAACAAUCAUGGAAUGUCGGACCAGAUAAUUUCAAUCAUCCAAAUGCUGCUGGCAUGGGCCCUGGUGAUUAUGGAGCAAAUAACUCUGGUUUUCCACAAAAUGCUGCAGGAUUUAACCAAGGUAAUUAUGGACGCGCGAAUCAGUACAAUGACCAUCAAAACAGUUACUCACAAUUCCAAGGCCGUGGACGAGGUAGAGGUAGAGGUGGCUGGCAACAGAAUCGGGGUGGUUAUGGACAUGGUUUUAAUGAUCACUCCCAUAACUCACAACAGCUAUUUGGCCAAGGUCAGCAAUCUUCUGAAUCAUAUAAUGAAAACGAUCCAAUUUCUGCAAAUUCGAAGGAAGAUAAUGAAUCUGGGAGCGCGCCUAAAGUCGAUGAGUUUGGCAGAGAGUUGCGCCAAGAUACUCCUAAAGACGAAGCAGAAGGCGGUGCUGGCAGCGUUAACUCUCAGAAUGUCGAAUUUUCGGCGAUCAAGGACGACAAAGAACACCAAAUAGAUCCAGAAAAUGCCGCACAAGAUGUCUCUUCGGGGUUCGGGAAUGAUGACUUUACCCCACAACCUAUACAAUCACUGGAGGCAAAUGAAUUUGCCGCUUUUGCACCAAUGCCCAUGAUUGGAGAUGGUUUCAAUGCUAUGUCCCCUGUAGAUCCAAGUAUGCGCUAUUUUGGCCACCCGAGAGGUGGAUUUUCACAAUCACGUGGUGGUCGUGGUGGGAGUUUUACUGCCAUGCAACCUCCAUUUGUGAAACCUGUUGACGUACCUUUCAACGCACCCACUGGACCGAAAGCUAUGCGAGAGGGACCAAAAGCAGCCCUCCCCCAUGUUAGAACUCACAGUUUUUCCAUUGCCGGUAAAGCUAGCGCUAGUGCGCGAGGUAGUAUCAGUGGUGUUAGUGUAGCGCCAGAAUCUGCCACACAAGAUAGAGGACGAACUAGGUCUCCCUCACAACAGAAGGAAAAAGAAAGAUCAAGGUCAAGGUCCAAAUCUAAGGAUCACAGGAGAGACAGGAGUAAAGAACGACGUCAUAGACGCAGACAUAGAUCCACUUCUCGAUCUCGCUCUGAAGACGAGGAAGAAAGUGAGAGAAGACGAGAAAAGAGACGAGAGGAGCGUAGACGUCGUCAACUCGAGAAUGAAGCAGAUCCCUCACGCAGUGCAAAAGAUGCCAAGCCUGAGAAAAAGAAUGAAGAUGAUAGGAGAAGAGAUGAAGAAGAUAGAUCGAGAUCAGCCUCACCGCAGGAGUCAAAGAGAUCGAGUCAUCGAAGCAGCCGUCGUGAUCGCGACAAAUAUCGUGAUAGAGAAAGAGAUGAUGACAAACAUAGGUCAUCGUCCCAUAAGCAUCGUUCUAGUCAUCGUUCUCACCGUGAUGAACGUUCCAGAAGUCGAGAACGCGAACGUAGCGAACGUGACCGCGAAAGGGAACAUCGUCAUAGACAAAGUCGACAUGCAUCUCGUGACGUUGAGGAGAGGGUAAAAGGCGACACCCCCCUUCAAACUCCUACUGAACCGAGUCAUUCGUCUAGGAAGUUGUCACUCAUUUUCAAUGGACUCAAUGGCAUUGAAAUUAAAGGCGCAAGCUCCCGCAACAGAUCCUCCAAAGACAUCGAUAUGCCCCUAAAUAUUCCGACCGGACCGAAAGGUGGCCAGCGGGAUCGUGAUCGUGAUCGUAAACGCGAGAAGGAUCGUUCAAGUCACCACACUGAAUCUCGCAGCUCUCGUAGAGACUCGGAGCGAAAUACUACAUCUUCCCGCGAUCAAGAAAAAGAACGCCCGGAGAAGAAAAAAGAAGAUGUUGACCCACAUACAUUGGAGCGAGAAGCACGUAAUAGAGAAAGAUUACUGAAAGAAGCGCAGCGUAUUGCAGGUCUCACAAGCGCUUUUGGCACCGGGAGAAAGAGAAGUCGCGAUGACAUUGAUGAUGGUAUUGGGAAGAAGGGAAGGAAGAGGGCCAAGCGAGGCGGUGUAGCAAAUAGGGACGAUGGAGAUGAUACCGACGACGCCAGAAUUGCUAGAUUAGAGGCAGAGAGGGAGAGUUCGAGAUGGGCCUAAUUAACGCUCUUCGUGGCUCAAUACCUCAUUCUGUCGUGCCAUAUUUGAACGGAAGUUUAGGAGUCAAAAAGUACUCAGCAUGAACAUGGUUGACGCAUGAUGAUGUCUCGGCUGGAAAUGACAUCGACAUCGUGACUUUUUCGAUGAAUGAUACAAACAGCAAUUUGAAUCGGGCUACAUGGUCUGUCUGCAUCUUACGGUCGCGAGUACCUUGGGUUGUAGGGAAUGGUUAGCUUGAGUUAUACCCCGCACUCCACUUUAGGGUCGAUGGAUGAAAUGGAUGAUUAAAUGUAGGGAGGAAGUGGACUGAUUUAGCGCAUCGAGCUAGUCUAGUUAGCGAUGAAAUAGUGGAAAUAUAA
Molecule: messenger RNA, 3677 nt
Organism: Botrytis porri
Lineage: Eukaryota; Fungi; Ascomycota; Leotiomycetes; Helotiales; Sclerotiniaceae
Exons: 5
Coding region: 295-3318 (1007 amino acids)
Source: RefSeq, a predicted model, not a curated record